Toxorhynchites rutilus septentrionalis is the source of this 429-nucleotide messenger RNA. RefSeq lists its product as uncharacterized. Bases 154 to 429 code for a protein of 91 amino acids. The transcript has 2 exons. NCBI's taxonomy places the organism in Eukaryota, Metazoa, Arthropoda, Insecta, Diptera, Culicidae. The record is from RefSeq and is a predicted model, not a curated record.
AAGAAGACAUCUCUCGUGUGAUUAGCAGCACUCGCCCAGUUUCUUGGAUACGUUUGCUUUGGUAACAUAAGUUUUCAAAUUGUCAUCCCUUUGUUCGAUUCCUUUCCUGCUGCCGUGUGGAAAUGCGUUAUCCACAGUAGAUUCGCACCAAAUAUGCUCCACAAGAACGCAAAACCUGGUUACAAAGCGGUUAUCAAGAAAACGGCCACGAUACUGAUCGCUGUCGAAGCAAUUGCUUUCGCCGUCUCCUACGCAGGCUGGUAUCGGCUGAACACAAACAGAGAUUUCAGAUAUUAUAUAAACGAAAACUAUCCCUUGAUUCUGGAAAGUUACUACCAGGUGGGAGAGUUCUUCAGCUCGGACCAAUCGAUCCGCAAACACGACCAACUAAUCUGGAAACAGGAAAAACAAUUCCCGAGCAGUGAAUGA